CACGGCCACAUCACCACCAAGUGACGCAGCACAUACAGCGUUAAGACCACUAUUGCUGUCGGCACGCCGACCAAUUCAGAGGUGAACGGAUGUCUCCAUCUGAAUGAAUCAUCCCCGAUAAAGAUGCAUCUGCCAUCGUCAACCCUCUUUCCCCUCCGCCACGGCCACCACAACCACCCGCAUCCCUCCCGGUCCGGAUCCUCCGUCUUCCCAUACCUAACAUGGCUUCGAGAUAGCGCCGUCAAGAUCGUUUUCGGGGGCCACUCCGCCAAGGACACAUCAGGUCCGAGGCCGGCCAACUUGCAUCGCAUGUUCAAAGAUGAGAUCAUCGUGCGGUUCAAUACCUCGACGGUGGAGGAGGAGCGGGCACUCGCCGAGGCUACAGAGCGACUGUUCCUCGACAUAUGGUCCUGGGAUGACAUGGUCGACCUGAGGAUACAGAAGAACAAGGUCGCGUCUCUGCUCACCCUUCUCCCCGAGUCCCUGGCCCCCGCCUACUGGGUUCUUGUCGAGGACCUCCCGUCCGCUGUCUACGACUCGUACCCAUCCCCGCCGGCGCCUCAAGACCCGUCCAAGGCUGAGCGUAAGUUCAGCCUGGACCUGACCAGCUCUCUGCCAAGCGACGGCGACGAGAAUAUUUAUUUCUUCCAAAACUACCAGCCACACAAGGUGGUGAUGCGAUGGAUGCGUCUGGUCGAAGCCAUGUUCCCGUCUUUUGUCCGGUACACUACCAUCGGGCAGAGCUACGAGGGGCGCGACAUCCCCGCCCUGGUCGUCAGCGGUAGCAACGCCGCAUCGAGGGACCGCACCAAGCCCCGCAAGACCCUCGUCGUGAUGGGCGGCUCGCACGCGCGCGAGUGGAUCUCCACCACGACGGUCAAUUACCUGGCCUGGUCGUUUAUCACGUCCUACGGCAAGGACAUGCUGAUCACCAAGUUCCUGCAGUCGCACGACGUCGUCUUCAUCCCCGAGCUCAACCCGGACGGCAUCGAGUACACGUGGACGGCGGACCGGCUGUGGCGCAAGUCCAGGCAGCACACGAGCAUGAUGUUCUGCCGGGGCCUGGACCUCGACCACGCCUUCGGCUACGAGUGGGACAGCAGCUCCAGGGCGGGCCACACCAACGACCCCUGCUCCGAGAGCUACGGCGGCGACGAGCCUUGGGAGUCAGUCGAGGUCGCUGCCCUCCGCGACUGGGCCCGGACCGAGGCCGAGAACAACAACGCCGACUUUGUCGGCCUGGUCGACCUGCACUCGUACUCGCAGCAGAUCCUGUUCCCCUACGCCUACAGCUGCGCCGAGGACCCGCCCAACCUGGAGAAGCUACAGGAACUCGCCAUGGGCCUGGCCAAGUCUAUCCGCCUGUUCUCGGGCGAGACCUACGCUGUCAAGCCGGCCUGCCAGGGUGCCGUGCCCGACUCGUUGUCUUCUUCGGCCGAUGGCCUGCGCAUCGAGCCCAGCGGCGGGUCCGCCAUCGACUGGUUCUACCACGAGAUGGGCGCCCACUACAGCUACCAGAUCAAGCUCCGCGACACGGGCAGCUACGGCUUCCUCCUGCCCAGCGAGCACAUCAUCCCCACCGGCGAGGAGAUCCUCCAGGCUCUUAAGUAUCUGGGCGACUUCUUGCUCGGCAACGACGGCAUCGAAAACCUGCGCGCCGACGAGGGCGUCGAGUCCAACGACGAGCUAUUUGCCGUGCCGGAGGAGUACGAAGAGGUCAUGGAGCUGAAGAAGCGGAGGAAGAGGUAAAAUGAGCCUGAGAGGAGGUUUGGAAGAAAAUUAAAAAAGGGAGAAACACGGGAUCUCCCGUGUCACAAAUUGGUGACGGAGACUUGAGUUGAAUUAAUGAUUCCACGGUGGGUAUAGAUGUUAGUCUCUCUUUCUUUCUGGUUUUGACACCGGCGUUUGUGCGGGAAUUCUGCUGUUACAUUUCAUGAAGUGGCACGCAUGCGUAGUUGGAAAUCAUGGACCUCAGAGACAAGGUCCUCUUUACUUACCAGAAUGAGCACAGAGCGAUGAAUCAUGCCUUAAUUUAUGGUAUGUUAUCAUAUAGAAAAAGUUUCAGCGGC
This is a messenger RNA of Cryphonectria parasitica EP155, 2069 nucleotides long. RefSeq names its product Zn-dependent exopeptidase. The transcript is spliced from 2 exons. Gene Ontology annotation, biological process: proteolysis. The record is from RefSeq and is a predicted model, not a curated record. Lineage: Eukaryota; Fungi; Ascomycota; Sordariomycetes; Diaporthales; Cryphonectriaceae. Gene Ontology annotation, molecular function: zinc ion binding; metallocarboxypeptidase activity. Bases 124 to 1749 code for a protein of 541 amino acids.